This is a messenger RNA of Strongyloides ratti, 678 nucleotides long. Its product is annotated as GRB2-related adapter protein. NCBI's taxonomy places the organism in Eukaryota, Metazoa, Nematoda, Chromadorea, Rhabditida, Strongyloididae. The record is from RefSeq and is a predicted model, not a curated record. The coding region runs from base 1 to 678 and encodes 225 amino acids. The transcript is spliced from 4 exons. Gene Ontology annotation, molecular function: protein binding.
AUGAUUGGACCAACAGAUGAAAUGGAAGCAAUUGCUGAACAUGAUUUUACAGAAACUCAUAGUGAUGAGUUAAGUUUUCAUGCUGGUCAAACACUUAAAGUUUUAAAUAAAGAUGAAGAUCCACAUUGGUAUAAAGCUGAAUUAAAUGGACGUGAGGGUUUUGUACCAAGUAAUUAUAUAAGAUUAUUACCACAUUCCUGGUUUUAUGGAAGAGUUAGUAGAGCACAAGCAGAGGCUAUUUUAAUGAAACCAGGAAAUGUUGAUGGUUCAUUUUUAGUUCGUAAAUCAGAGAGCACUCCAGGAGAAUUUAGUAUUUCAGUAAAAUAUCAAGAUACUAUACAACAUUUUAAAGUUAUGAGAGAACAAAGUGGAAAGUAUUAUUUAUGGUCUCAAAAAUUUAAUAGUCUUAAUGAGCUUAUUGAUCAUCAUCGAACUGCAUCUGUGUCGCGUACACAUACAUUAUUACUUCGGGAUGUUCAUAAUGAUAAUGAUAACCCACUCUUUCAAGUUCAAGCACUUUUUGAUUUUUGUCCAGUAGAAGAAGGUGAACUUGCCUUUCAACGAGGUGAUAUAAUAACUGUUACAAAUAAAGAAGAUGCUAAUUGGUGGGAAGGUAAUAUUAAUGGAAUAUCUGGUGUAUUUCCGGCAAAUUAUGUUUGUCCAAUAAAUAAAAAUUAA